Molecule: messenger RNA, 2267 nt
Organism: Bombus huntii
Lineage: Eukaryota; Metazoa; Arthropoda; Insecta; Hymenoptera; Apidae
Exons: 12
Coding region: 323-2047 (574 amino acids)
Biological process (GO): protein modification by small protein removal
Molecular function (GO): peptidase activity
Source: RefSeq, a predicted model, not a curated record
CUUCCUGGCAAGUACGACUACCGCGCCGUGUCUCCACACUGGUCUGUAACUCUGGCGAACAUUUCGCCGCGAUCAGUUGCAUUUGCUAGCCAGUAGCUACCAAGCAGGAGGUGUACAUCUCAUUUGUGCUGUAUCAUCAUCCAAUACCAAUUUUGGUUGGAUCAUUUUGACGUACCAACGUCAAGUGAUCCUACCUUUUACUCCUUUGAUCGAUUACCUUUCUAUUAUUCCUAGUUGACAUUAUCCUGAUAAUCUAUCCACCUGUUAGUAGAUUAUCGUCAAUGAAAUAUCGUGAAUGAAAACAAGAAGAUAGUUAGGCAAGAUGGAAAACGCGGAAGAUGUGAAGACAACCGUGGAACUAUAUAUCUAUGACCUUACAAAGGGCAUCGCCUCUAUGAUGUCUAGACUCGUCAUCGGUCAACAUGUAGAGGGUAUAUGGCACACGGCGAUCGUUGCUUACGGAAGAGAAUACUUCUUCGGCCCAUCUGGAAUUCAAACUGCUCGGCCCGGUGGCACAGUGUUAGGGGAGCCGCAAAAAGUGGAAAGAAUCGGCGAAACAUAUCUGCCAUAUUCUGUCUUCUUCGAAUACAUAAACGGCUUGGGAGUGUCUACGUUCGCCCCGGGUACUUACAACCUCUUCAAACAUAACUGCAACAGCUUCACAAACGAAGUCAGUAAUUUUCUAGUGGGUCAAGAUAUUCCCAAGUACAUCCUAGAUCUACCGGAGGAAAUACUACAAACACCGAUUGGACAACAGAUUGGAGGACUCAUAGAAGGUUUGUGCAGUAGCGCGAGUAGAGCAUUUAUAGUUGAUCCAACAUUCCUUGAACCAAGAAAUCAUAGAGAGGUUUCGCCGGAAUUUCAACUUUUAAAUGAGGCUAUCGAAGAAGCAAGAUUAAAUUCAAUCGCGCUAGAAGAAAGGAGAAACGAGAUCAACGAGAAACUCGCGAAGAAAGAUAGAAAGAAAAAAAAGAAGAAGAAGGAGAAGAAGCAAAAAGGAAGCAAGGAUAGCGGUGCGAGCGAUAGCAAUAGUACCGGACCCAGUAAUUGUACACACAUGGCGGAAAGUGAAAGUGCUAUAAGUCUGAGCGAAAUGCAAGCUUCGAACGGCGAGAGCACGGAGGUGCUACCAUCGGAACGAGUGAUGCAGAUGGAGGAAGAAGAGAAAAAGGAACUGGAAGAAAGGAAACGUCAUCGAGAUCCUCCCAUCGUGUUUAAGGACUCAGUGGACAUCAAAGAAGAGUACCAGACGUUAGUGAAGUUGCUGGACGGGAAAUUGAACGAAGAGGAUCGCGUGUGCAUGGAUGAGCUUCGACAAUACGUCUUGGAGAACGAGGGUUCUUGGGCACUCGGAGACAACUUUUUAAAUUUCGUAGGACGAAUACUGUAUGAUAAAGCUCUGGCAAGUGACGCAAGGGUGAAAUUAUUGAACAUACUCUCGGUUGCUGCGUUAAAGGACGACGUAAUCUUACUAUUGCAUCAGGACAGAAGGGAACAUAUAAUUAUGAAUUACGCUUUUGAUAUCGAUCGUCAUCCUGCUGAAGAACAACUUCCUCUUGCACAAUUUUUGGCAAACAUGUUCGAAAACCUUAGUAGUUCAGAAUGGUUGUUGUAUAUAUCGGAAUGGCAACAUCAAACUCAAAAUAUCAGUAACAUAAGGGUAACGACGAAAGUUGCAGUGCAUUCGUUGCUUUCCAAUUCGGUUGACUUGCAAAUUCGUGGUGCCGCUAUUAUUCACAAUCUUGCCUGCAAGGAGAAAAUGAACAAAAGCAAAAAUCUGCGGCGACUUUUACCAAAAGGCAGCAUUUCUAAGGUGUUCGAUGACGUCGCUGUAGAAUUGACAAUGGCACUGUUACAAUAUUUCAAUGGCAGCCCUGCUGAGGAACAGUUGUACGCGUGCAUGAAGUCAUUGGCACGUUUCACGCAGAUCAGCGGCCAAGAUGUACCGCAACUUAUACAAAUGAUUGGGCCGGAACCAAACAAGUUUCGCGGAACGUCGGAGAGGAUCGACGAACAAAUCGAUCAGGUUAAUAAGAAGUUGCGUUAACGUGACUCGCAAUUCGACUCGCAUUAAUAAGAAAUAUUGUUAAAUUCCAAAAUACGAUGCUAUCGGUAAACAGAUUAAUUGUGUUAUAAUUGAAUUUUUACAUAGAGAUUUUACUGAAAUUAUCUGAAUAUAGCAUAUUAUUAUAAUUAUUAUUAGUAAUUGUUGUCAUUUAAUAAUAUUAUUAUUACUAUUAUUAUAAUUAUACUACCAUUAUCGAAAA